AUGGCAGUGCCAGCAGCUUCCAUUAGUGGUGAUUACCAGGACAUUUCCACGGCCCUGGUGCUUAGGAGGGCUACUUGCACAGAACGGGCAGUGGCAGAGGGAAGAGGGCCAUAUCUCAGUGCUGGAAGUUUCCGGUCCCUGCUUCUCACGGAGCUCCAGGGGCUGAAGGAGGCAAAGAUAGGGGAGGAGAGGUUUGAAAAAGUUGCUGAUCCUGGGCAUGGAGGUCCAGUGGAAGGGAGCCUGAAGUUCAGGAAACUGAGGCAAGGGCUCAGGGGUGUGGAUGCUGAGCAUGCCACUUGUCCCUUCAGUUUAGGUUGCCAGCCCACUGGCCAGCAUCUCAGUGGCUGCUGCCAGUUUGACUAUAUCGUAGAGUAUGACUAUGAUGCUGUACAUGAUGAUGAAUUAACUAUUCGAGUUGGUGAAAUCAUCAGGAAUGUGAAAAAACUGCAGGAGGAAGGAUGGCUAGAAGGAGAAUUAAAUGGAAGAAGAGGAAUGUUUCCUGAUAAUUUUGUUAAGGAAAUUAAGAGAGAGCCAGAAUCCAAGGAUGACAAUUUGCCCAUUAAACGGGAAAGACAUGGGAAUGUAGCAAGUCUUGUACAACGGAUAAGUACAUACGGACUUCCAGCUGGAGGAAUUCAGCCACAUCCACAGACCAAAAACAUUAAGAAGAAGACCAAGAAGCGUCAGUGUAAAGUUCUCUUUGAGUACCUUCCACAAAAUGAGGAUGAACUGGAGCUGAAAGUGGGAGAUAUUAUUGAUAUUAAUGAAGAGGUAGAAGAAGGAUGGUGGAGUGGAACCCUGAACAACAAGUUGGGACUGUUUCCCUCAAAUUUUGUGAAAGAAUUAGAGGUAACAGAUGAUGGUGAAACUCAUGAAGCCCAGGAGGAUUCAGAAAAUGUUUUUGCUGGGCCUACCUCACCCUCCGCGUCUCUGGGCAGUGGGAAUGAGGCUGCACUGGGAUCAGUCACACAGCCAAAGAAAAUUCGAGGAAUUGGAUUUGGAGACAUUUUUAAAGAAGGCUCUGUGAAACUGAGGACGAGAACAUCUGGCAGUGAAGCAGAAGAAAAGAAAACAGAAAAGCCCUUAAUUAUACAGUCAGUAGGAUCCAAAACUCAGAGUGUGGAGAUAACAAAAACAGACACGGAAAGUAAAAUUAAAGCUAAGGAAUAUUGUAGAACAUUAUUUGCCUAUGAAGGUACUAAUGAAGAUGAGCUUUCUUUUAAAGAGGGAGAGAUAAUCCACUUGAUAAGUAAGGAGACUGGAGAAACUGGCUGGUGGAAGGGUGAACUUAAUGGGAGAGAAGGAGUAUUUCCAGAUAAUUUUGCUAUUCAGAUAAAUGAACUGGAUAAAGACUUCCCAAAACCAAAGAAACCACCACCUCCUGCUAAGGGUCCAGCUCCAAAGCCUGAGCUAAUAGCUACAGAAAAGAAGUAUUUUCCUAUAAAGCCAGAAGAAAAAGAUGAAAAAUCAGUCUUGGAGCAGAAACCUUCUAAGCCAGCUGCUCCGCAGGUCCCACCCAAGAAGCCCACUCCACCCACCAAAGCCAAUAAUUUAUUGAGAUCUCCUGGAACCGUGUACCCAAAGCGACCUGAAAAACCAGUUCCUCCACCACCUCCCACAGCCAAGAUUAAUGGGGAAGUUUCUACCAUUUCGUCAAAAUUUGAAACUGAGCCAGUAUCAAAACCAAAGCUAGAUUCUGAACAGUUACCACUUAGACCCAAAUCAGUAGACCUAGAUUCAUUUACAAUUAGGAGCUCUAAAGAAACAGAUCUUCUAAAUUUUGAUGACAUAGCUUCCUCAGAAAACUUGCUACAUCUCACUGCAAAUAGGCCGAAAAUGCCUGGAAGAAGGUUACCUGGCCGCUUCAAUGGUGGACAUUCUCCAACUCAAAGCCCAGAAAAAAUCUUGAAGUUACCAAAAGAAGAAGAUAGUGCCAACUUAAAGCCAUCUGAAUUUAAAAAGGAUUCAUGCUACUCUCCAAAGCCAUCUGUGUACCCUUCAACACCUUCAAGUGCUUCUAAACCAAAUACAGCUGCUUUUUUAACUCCAUUGGAAGUCAAAGCUAAAGUAGAAUCAGAUGAUGGGAAAAAAAAUCCCUUGGAUGAACUUAGAGCUCAGAUUAUUGAAUUGCUGUGCAUUGUAGAAGCGCUGAAAAAGGAUCAUGGGAAAGAACUGGAAAAACUACGAAAGGAUUUGGAAGAAGAGAAGGCAAUGAGAAUUAAUCUAGAGGUGGAAAUAGAGAAGCUGAAAAAAGCAGUCCUGUCUUCUUGA
Molecule: messenger RNA, 2271 nt
Organism: Puma concolor (puma)
Lineage: Eukaryota; Metazoa; Chordata; Mammalia; Carnivora; Felidae
Source: RefSeq, a predicted model, not a curated record